Messenger RNA from Cavia porcellus (domestic guinea pig), 2592 nucleotides. RefSeq names its product UDP-glucuronosyltransferase 2B17. NCBI's taxonomy places the organism in Eukaryota, Metazoa, Chordata, Mammalia, Rodentia, Caviidae. The coding region runs from base 54 to 1646 and encodes 530 amino acids. The transcript is spliced from 6 exons. Gene Ontology annotation, biological process: estrogen metabolic process. Gene Ontology annotation, molecular function: glucuronosyltransferase activity. The record is from RefSeq and is a predicted model, not a curated record.
UUGUGAUAACAAAAGGCAGCACAAUUUGUAAAUAAAUAUAUCAUUUUAACAAGAUGUCCAUGAAAUGGAUCUCAGCUCUGUUGAUACCACAAUUUUUGUGUUCUUUUAACAUUGGGAGUUGUGGUAAUGUUUUGGUAUGGCCCAUGGAAUACAGCCACUGGAUGAAUAUGAAGAUCAUAGUAGAGGAAUUGAUCCAGAGGAGACAUGAGGUUACAGUUCUGAUACCUUCAAGCUUCAUUUUUGUUGGUGUCAAUGCAUCAUCUGGAGUUAAAUUUGAAACAUUUCCUACAUCUCUCAGGAGAGAUCAACUGGAAGAAUUUUAUACUCGAAUGAUUUCUAACUGGAUGGAUAUUGGCUCAAUAACUACCUGUUUGUCAUAUUUUCCUGUGAUGGAGGAGAUGUUAAAGGAAUAUUCUGCUAAUUGGGAGAUUGUUUGUAAAGAUGUAGUUUCAAAUAAAAAUCUUGUGACAAAACUACAGGAAUCAAACUUUGAUGUCCUCCUUGCAGAUCCUGUUGCUCCGUGUGGUGAGCUGGUGGCUGAGCUACUGAAGUUACCUUUUGUGUACAGUCUUCGCUUCUCCCCUGGCUUCCAACUGGAAAAAAGUGCUGGAGGGCUUCCAUUUCCUCCUUCUUACAUACCUGUCCUGAUGUCACGCUUAAGUGGUGAAAUGACUUUUAUGGAAAGGGUCAAGAACAUGAUAUGCAUGCUUUAUUUUGACUUUUGGAUUGAAAUGUUUAAUCAGAAAAACUGGAACAAGCUUUACACUGAAACGUUGGGAAAACCAACUACAUUUUAUGAACAAAUGCAGAAAGCAGAUAUGUGGCUUAUUCGAAGCUACUGGGACUUGGAAUUUCCUCGCCCUACCUUACCAAAUUUUGAGUUUGUAGGAGGACUCCACUGCAAACCUGCCAAACCACUACCUAAGGAAAUGGAAAACUUCGUGCAGAGCUCUGGAGACCAUGGCAUCGUGGUGUUUUCCCUGGGGUCCAUGGUCAGUGACAUGUCAGAAGCAACAGCCAAUGCCAUCGCUUCAGCCCUUGGACAGAUUCCACAAAAGGUGAUUUGGAGAUUUGAUGGCAAGAAACCAGAUACCCUAGGAGCUAACACUCAGUUAUUGAAGUGGAUCCCCCAGAAUGACCUACUUGGUCAUUCAAAAACUAGAGCUUUUAUAACUCAUGGUGGAGCCAAUGGUGUUUAUGAGGCAAUCUACCAUGGAAUCCCUAUGGUGGGCAUUCCUCUGUUUGCGGAGCAACAUGAUAACAUUGUUUACAUGGAGGCUAAAGGAGCAGCUAUUAAACUGGAUUUCCACACAAUUUCAACAACAGAUUUGUUAAAUGCACUGAAGAAAGUCAUUAACAACCCUUCCUAUAAACACAAUGCUAUGAGGUUAUCAAGUAUUCAGCGUGAUCAACCAAUGAGGCCCCUGGACAGAGCAGUCUUCUGGAUCGAGUUUGUCAUGCGCCACAAGGGGGCCAAGCAUCUGAGGCCUCUUGCCCAGAACCUCACCUGGUACCAGUACCACUCUCUGGAUGUGAUUGGCUUCCUCCUGGCUUGUGCUGCAAUCAUUACUUUUGUUCCCAUAAAGUGUUGUUUGUUUUGUUUUCAAAAGUUUGUCAAGACAGGAAAGAAAAAAAAGAGAGAGUAGAGCUGUUCAGAUACAUGGCUUUACACAUGAGAAAGCUUCAUCUAAUUCCACUGCCAUGGAUAGACUCAUUAAGAAAUGAUCCACCAUGUUGUGUAAUAUCUUUGCCUUGGAGAUUUAAACAUACAAUGCAAUCUUGUUCAAAGAAUCUACAAUUCAAAUUUCAGUGUUCAAUUAACAGUUGUAAUUUAAUUUUCACAUGUAUGUCAUGAUGAACCUUAAAAGAAUGAGAAUGACUGAACCCACAAUAUAUUGAUUUGAGACAAAUAGGAAGCCUUAUAACUAUUGUAUCCUCAGGUAUAUUUUCAGAUUCAAUAAAAUGUAAACCACUGAAUAUUAUUUUUAUGUAAAUAAAUCAGAGGCAGGUAGUAAAAGCAGGGGCAUCAUCUUGUUAAUGAUAACAAGAUGUAUUGAAGAUAUAUAUAGCUAAAAUAGAGGACAAAAAGUUCAAUAUAGCCAGAGCUCAACUUAAUAAUAAAUAUGAAUACUACUGUCUUGUAGCAAAAAUCAGAAUUUGGUGAAGUAUGGAAGCCAAAGUGAACCAGGACACUGUAGGAAAAUGGAAAAUUUAAGUUGGAAGGAAAUAGAAAAUUUCACAAAAUGGCCUGACAUCUGGGGUUAGUGAAGAUAGUACAUUGUGAAUUCUGGGAGAAUAACAUUUACAUGAGGAAAGAUAUAAGAAGAAGGGCAGGAUCAGCUGUAGGGACAAAACAAUGACUUAGGAAAAAUAGAAGACAUGAUGAAUUUAGCCAUUUUCACAGCACAUUGGUAAUGCAAGUAUUUAAUUUCAUGGGAUUUUUAUCAGAGCAUAUCUCUUGAGGAAUAUCAAAUAUAUACUACAAAAUAUCAGUUCUUUAACAAAUUUUCUUUGUUGUAACUAGCUUCCUUAAACCUUGUAUCCCAAUGAUAGAUUUCAUUUGAAUAAAGUAUCUUCUAUCUUCGACUGGAA